Messenger RNA from Thermothelomyces thermophilus ATCC 42464, 1308 nucleotides. RefSeq lists its product as uncharacterized. The transcript is spliced from 4 exons. The coding region runs from base 1 to 1308 and encodes 435 amino acids. NCBI's taxonomy places the organism in Eukaryota, Fungi, Ascomycota, Sordariomycetes, Sordariales, Chaetomiaceae. The record is from RefSeq and is a predicted model, not a curated record.
AUGGCACCAUACAUGUCAGUCGAGCACGCGCACCGGACAUACGGCCCCGUCGACAGGGAAGCCCUCCACAGCCACCUCUCCAAGUCGGAACGCGGCCUGCUGCGCAUGGGGCUGGUCAAGUCGGAGCAAUGGCGGCGGCUGCCCGCCGAAGGGCUGUACCAGAUCGUCAUCUCCGAGGUGCUCGACAACGGCAAGACGUACCCCCUGGAGCGCAACGGAGCGAGGGCGUUCUCCGUGACGUCGGUACUGGACCUCGGGUUAAGAAUGCUGGAGAGCGACCGUGGGAGGACCGCUCUCGCCAACUUGGCGAAUAAGGCCAUCUGCGUCUGGCGGGAACGGCCCGUACCCGGCCCCGUGGUCGAGCCGUGGUACAUUGACAUUCCGGCUGCUGUAGACGACUUCCUCCGCUGCGUGCGGAACCGCUUCCCCAUUGUGAAGCUGGACGACCGAAAUGGUUUCUGCCGUGAAGAGGAGAACGAGACGAUGCCGUAUUCGUGGGUCGACGAGUACUCGACGCUGGAGCACUUUGACUUCAACCCCAAGGCCGCUGCGGUCCUGCACCUGAACUGGCAGGCAAAGUUAGUUGGUUGCCAGAAGAAGGAGGGAUUCCUGACAAACUCGCGCUCGCAGCUGAUGGAGAAGCUCUACUGGACCCGCCUCAAGGCAGACAUUGCCCGCCGCCAGCGGCGCGACGACGCGCACCAGGCCGAAACGGUGCGCUUCCACCGGCUCCAGUUCCACCUCGCCGCCAUGGUGACGCACCAUCUCUGCCACCUCUUUGUCAACUUCCUCCGCGAGACCGAGGAGCUCGUCCACCACGUCACCGACGCGGACCUCUACCGCCUCGUGCGGCGCUACGACCCCGGCGCCGAGUUCGAGGUCGACUUCUUUGGCGGCCGGCCCAAGCUCUUCAUCGACCAGCGCGGCCCGCGCGAGGAGAGCUAUCCCGGCCAGAGCUACGUCAUCAGGCGCGGCAAGGGCGGCAGCCGGAUGGCGGCCGUGGUGGCGCAAUACAAGAUUGAGAGCUAUCUCAAGGGCGACUUCUCGGUCCCGCUCCUCACGGAGGUCCAGGCCGAGGUAUUCCCCAUGGAGCGGUACCAGGACGUCCUGAGACGGUUAGGUGGCUCGAAGCACGAGACCUGGCAGUGGAAGGAGGGGCAGACCGGCACCAGGCGGGUUGCCGAGGUUGGUUCAUACGACCAGCAGGCGUUCAGCGUGCCGUGGGAUAUCCAGGGGCUGGAGUACCAGCUGAUGAAGAAGGCUUGCUUCGACCCAUCUAUCAGGGUGGUCGACCCUCGGGGCCUUUAG